GACCAUCAUCUUUCGAAGAAGGUUCGCUUCCUCAUACUUCUGCUUAUUAAAUCUUCUCUCUCUCUAUAGAUAUAUGUGUGUGUGUACUCAUACAUGUAAGAGAGCCUUUUCCGUUAGAACCUUUGCAUCUGCGACAGAGCCUCCUCUGUUUCUCUUCUAUGCUGCAACAAUUUUGGACUUAGUUCGUUUGUUUUCUUCUGGGACAAAACCACGGCUUUCUGAAGUUCUUCAACUCCAAUUUCUUUUUCCUAUCAACCCUUUUUUCCAUUUCUUAUUUUCAGCUCUAUUAUCAUCUCUUUUGUUUGGAUUGAUAGUUAUAAGUUUCAUUUUUUUUUAUUUUCUGCUUUAUCUUCUGUGAUGGUCUUUGAUCUUAUCCGUUAGAUUCUUCGGUUAUUUGUGGUCUUAAACUGGUUCAGAGUUUUUCCCAGAUAUAGGUUCUGAUUAAAGUAGCGAUCUUCGUUUUUAAAAUUUUGAUUUGUUGGGGUUUUGACUUUCUUCUCAUUGUUUUAAGGGCAUACAAUAUAUUAGAUGAUUAUGGAUCCAAGUUUCACCGAUUUCCCAAACGAAUUCAAAACCCUCUUAUCAAAUUCAAAUCAGUUCCUAAAUCGACUCUUCCCAGAUCUUGGCUUCACCAUGGACAAUAAUCACCUUUUCCUUUCACCUGUUCCUGAACCCAGAAACUUGAUCCUUUCCGAGGGAGAAUCCCCUGUCCCAUUUUCCACCAUAGGCCCAGAUGGAGCCUCAGAGGACACUGAGUUCUCAGAAACUGUUCUCAAGUACAUAAGCCAGAUCCUUAUGGAAGAGAAGAUAGAACAAAAGCCCAGCAUGUUUUAUGACCCAUUGGAUCUCCAAAUCACUGAGAAAUCCUUCUAUGAUGCUCUUGGUGAGAGAUAUCCUUAUUCACCCAACUACAACAAUGGUGUGGAUCCAAGAGUUGAGACUCCUGAUAAUAAUUUCUCAGGAAGUUCUAGUGAUUAUGGUGGAAGUAGUACUAGUCCUAGUACGAGUACAAGUAAUAGUGCUAGUAGUCCUCAUUUGCUUAGUGAUGUAGGAGACUCUAAACCACCCUCUUUAUUGCAGUCCUCUCUUCCUGGAGACCCCAAUUCCCAGCUAAAUUCGCUUUCUGGUUCGCAGUUCUCCGCCCCUAUUUCGGUAAACGAGCUUCUGGCGCAGAACAUAUUUGGGGACAGCGAUUCGAUCUUGCAGUUUCAGAAAGGGUUAGAGGAGGCCAGUAGGUUCCUUCCCAAAAGUAAUCAGCUUUUCAUUGAUCUGGAGAGCAGGGAAUAUUCUUCCGAGUUGAAGGGACUGGGAGAGCCUGAAAAGUUGGUGGCUGUAAAAGGUGAGAGGGAUAGCUCGCCGAAUGGAUCGAGGGGAAGGAAGAACCAUGAGCGGGAAGAUGUGGAUUCGGAAGAAGAGAGGAGUAACAAGCAGUCUGCAGUUUACACGGAUGAGAGUGAAUUAUCGGAGACGUUUGAUAAAGUGUUGCUUUUUUAUCAUGAUCAUGGAUGCAAGGGUGUCGUGGGUGAAUGCGGGCAAAAUGUAGGAAGCGAGGCCUUGCAGCCAGAUGAACAGCCGCAGGGAGGUAGUGGUAACGGUGGAAAGGCCCGUGGCAAGAAGAAGGGCAAGAAGAAGGAGACCGUGGAUUUGAGGACUCUACUGAUUCUAUGUGCACAAGCUGUGUCAGGCAAUGAUAGAAGGACUUCUGGCGAGCUUCUAAAUCAGAUUAGGCAGCAUUCUUCUCCUCUUGGCGAUGGGUGUCAAAGGUUGGCGCAUUGCUUUGCUAAUGCCCUCGAGGCACGUCUGGCGGGCACUGGAACUGGCGCACAGAUGUAUUAUAGUACCCUACUUUCCAAGACCAGUGCUUCUGAUAUUCUGAAAGCAUACCAACUUAGUCUAAAAUGCAGCCCUUUUAAGAAGAUGGCCAUGCUCUUUGCAAACAAGAUGAUUUACAAGGCAGCUGAGAAAGCAACAAGCCUUCACAUUGUCGAUUUCGGGAUCUUGUAUGGCUUUCAGUGGCCAAUCCUCAUCAAGCAUCUUGCAGGCAGACCUGGUGGACCUCCCAAGCUGCGUGUUACUGGGAUAGAGUUUCCCCAAAAGGGAUUCCGUCCAGCAGAGAGAAUUGAAGAGACAGGACGUCGCUUGGCAAAUUAUUGUGCUCGCUUUGGAGUCCCUUUUAAAUACAAUGCCAUAGCAUCACCAAAUUGGGAAACUGUCCGAAUUGAGGACAUCAAGAUUGAUGACGACGAGGUAGUUGCAGUGAACGAUUUGAUGCGGUUCAAGAACCUACUUGAUGAAACUGUUGAAGUGAAUUGUCCGAGGAAUGCUGUUCUAAACCUAAUCAGGAAGAUGAAUCCAGCCAUUUUUGUUCAGUCUAUUGUUAAUGGAUCCUACAACGCACCCUUUUUUGUCACACGUUUCCGCGAGGCUCUUUUCCACUUCUCCGCCUCCUUUGACGUGUUAGACACCAACGUAGGCCGCAACAACGAAGAGAGGUUGAUGUUUGAGAGAGAAUUCUAUGGGCGGGAGGCUAUGAACGUGAUAGCAUGUGAGGGACCGGACAGAGUCGAGAGGCCUGAGACAUACAAGCAGUGGCAGGUUCGGAAUAUGAGGGCCGGUUUCCGGUCACUGCCUUUGAACCAAGAGCUUAUGGACAUGUUUAGAGGCAAGCUGAAGGCAUGGUACCACAAGGAUUUUGUAAUUGAUGAAGACAACAAUUGGAUGCUUCAGGGAUGGAAAGGGAGAAUUCUUUAUGCCUCCUCAUGUUGGGUGCCAGCAUAGGGAUUUUUCUGAGGUCACUUGUUCAAACUCAUUAGUUGAAUAUUCAAUAAACUAGCUAAUAAUGAGUAAAACAGGCACACACACCUUUAGUACAAGCUGUUUAUGGAUGCAAUUGCAGUAUGUUGAACUAUCAUCAUGAAGCUACUCAAAUGAGGAGGGAAAACAAACUGGAAAUCCACAAUGUGAUGAAGAGCCAAUUCGAUGCGCUAACAAUGCGUACUUUGCUUUUUUUUUUUUUUGGCUAUUUGCAAUCAGUUUUUAUUUUUCCUCUUCCAGGUUGUUUUCGCCAUCAGUUUGAUGAUAAGAGGGGCUUUGCCGUACUCCCUGUACAUUUUAGCAUGAACUCAUAUUUGCCUUA
Morus notabilis is the source of this 3136-nucleotide messenger RNA. Its product is annotated as scarecrow-like protein 14. The coding region runs from base 529 to 2778 and encodes 749 amino acids. The record is from RefSeq and is a predicted model, not a curated record. Gene Ontology annotation, molecular function: DNA-binding transcription factor activity; sequence-specific DNA binding. Gene Ontology annotation, cellular component: nucleus. Lineage: Eukaryota; Viridiplantae; Streptophyta; Magnoliopsida; Rosales; Moraceae. The transcript is spliced from 2 exons. Gene Ontology annotation, biological process: regulation of DNA-templated transcription.